AUGGGGCACGGAGCCAGCUGCGGCCGCCCCAGCGAGGAGGUGGACUUCUUCGGCGCGGCACAGUCCGGCGACCUCGCCCGCCUCGCCGCCGCCGUCAGCUCCCGCCCCUCCCUCCUCCGCCGCACCACGCUCUUCGACCGCCUCUCCGCGCUUCACAUCGCCGCCGCCCACGGCCACCUCCAAGUGGUUUCCAUGGCAUUGGAUCUUUGUGUGGAGCCGGACGUCGUGAACCGCCACAAGCAGGUUCGUCACGCUUCCCCUCUUCUCUUCCCUGUCGCCCCCUCAGUGGAACGCUUGUCCUCACAUCGUGGGACUUUGCCGCAGACGGCGCUGAUGCUCGCGGCGAUGCACGGGAGGACAGAGUGCGUGCGACGGUUGCUCGACGCCGGCGCCAAUAUCCUGAUGUUCGAUUCGUCGCACGGGCGGACGUGCCUGCACUACGCGGCGUACUACGGCCACUCAGACUGCCUCCGGGCCAUCCUGACGGCGGCCCGGACCGCGCCGGUGUCGCAAUCCUGGGGAUACGCGCGGUUCGUCAAUGUGCGGGAUGACACCGGAGCGACGCCGCUGCACCUCGCGGCGAGGCAGGGCUGGCGCCGCUGCGUCCACGUCCUGCUGGAGAACGGCGCCAUCGUGUCCGCCUCCAGCGGCGCCUUCGGAUUCCCCGGGAGCACGCCGCUGCAUUUGGCCGCGCGCGGCGGGAGCCUGGACUGCGUCCGCCAGCUGCUCUCCUGGGGCGCCGACCGCCUCCAGCGCGACUCCGUUGGGAGAAUUCCAUAUGAGGUGGCGCUGAAGCGAGGGCAUGCGGCGUGCGCGGCGCUGCUGAACCCCUCAUCGGCAGAGCCCCUAGUAUGGCCUUCGCCUCUCAAGUUCAUCAGCGAGCUGGAGCCUGACGCCAAGGCUCUCCUGGAGGCAGCCCUGAUGGAGGCCAAUCGGGAGAGGGAGAAGAGGAUCCUCAAAGGGGCCAAGAAUUCAUUGCCAUCGCCGUCGCAUUCAGAUGACGGUGCCACCGUCUCCGAGGGCGCCGAGGUGUGCAGCAUCUGCUUCGACCAGGAGUGCACGAUCGAGGUCCGGGAGUGCGGGCACCAGAUGUGCGCGGCGUGCACGCUGGCGCUCUGCUGCCACGCCAAGCCCAACCCGGCCACGCAGAGCCAGCCGCUGCCCACCUGCCCCUUCUGCCGCGGCGGCAUCACCCGGCUGGCGGUGGCCACCAGGGCCAAGGCUGGCGACGACGACGACGACGAGGAAGGAGAAGGCAGGCUGGAGUCUCCGCGGCACCGGCGAUCUCGCCGGUCCCUGAACCUCGGCAGCGGCGACGGGGGCAGCAGCAGCAGCAGCCUCAUGGGCAGCAUCGCCUCGUCCAUCGGCAAGAUGGGCCGGCGCAAAACCGACAGCAGCGAGCUGCAGGUGCAGGUCGACGACAAGCCAUAG
Molecule: messenger RNA, 1431 nt
Organism: Triticum turgidum subsp. durum (durum wheat)
Lineage: Eukaryota; Viridiplantae; Streptophyta; Magnoliopsida; Poales; Poaceae
Source: the annotation of a GenBank genome assembly